Molecule: messenger RNA, 2450 nt
Organism: Chanos chanos (milkfish)
Lineage: Eukaryota; Metazoa; Chordata; Actinopteri; Gonorynchiformes; Chanidae
Gene: clcn4
Product: chloride channel, voltage-sensitive 4
Exons: 9
Coding region: 31-2028 (665 amino acids)
Biological process (GO): transmembrane transport; chloride transport
Cellular component (GO): synaptic vesicle; Golgi apparatus; plasma membrane
Molecular function (GO): voltage-gated chloride channel activity
Source: RefSeq, a predicted model, not a curated record
GCUGGUGUCAUUGACUUGGCUGUGGACUGGAUGACAGAUCUGAAAGAGGGCGUGUGUUUGUCUGCAUUCUGGUACAGUCACGAACAGUGCUGCUGGACCUCCAAUGAGACUACUUUUGCUGAUCGUGACAAAUGCCCGCAGUGGCAGAAAUGGGCGGAGCUGAUGACUGGGCACACAGAGAGUGCUGGGGCGUAUGUGUUGAACUAUUUCUUGUACGUGCUUUGGGCUCUAUUCUUCUCUUUCCUGGCUGUGUCUCUAGUGCGAGUCUUUGCUCCAUAUGCUUGUGGUUCUGGGAUCCCUGAGAUUAAGACCAUUCUGAGUGGCUUUAUCAUACGGGGUUACCUGGGAAAGUGGACACUGUUGAUAAAGACCGUGACCUUGGUCCUGGCUGUAUCGUCGGGCCUCAGUUUGGGAAAGGAGGGCCCACUUGUUCAUGUGGCAUGUUGCUGCGGUAAUCUCUUCUGCAGCCUUUUCUCCAAGUACAGCAAAAAUGAGGGCAAGCGCAGAGAGGUUUUGUCUGCUGCUGCAGCUGCUGGUGUGUCUGUGGCUUUUGGAGCCCCAAUAGGAGGAGUGCUCUUCAGCUUAGAGGAGGUGAGUUACUACUUCCCUCUGAAGACUCUCUGGCGUUCUUUCUUUGCCGCCCUGGUCGCGGCCUUUACACUCCGCUCCAUCAAUCCAUUUGGCAACAAUCGACUGGUGCUUUUUUACGUGGAGUACCACACGCCCUGGUACAUGGCUGAGCUGGUACCCUUUAUCCUGCUGGGAGUUUUCGGUGGUCUCUGGGGAACGCUCUUUAUCCGCGGGAACAUCGCGUGGUGUCGCCGCCGUAAGACCACUCAGCUGGGGAAGUACCCGGUGCUGGAGGUGAUCGUGGUGACGGGCAUCACCGCCAUCCUGGCGUUCCCAAACCCCUACACGAGACGCAGCACCAGCGAACUCAUCUCCGAGCUGUUUAACGACUGUGGGGCGCUGGAGUCGUCUCAGCUCUGCGACUACAUCAACAACCCCAACAUGACCCGGCCCGUGGACGACAUCCCCGACAGGCCAGCCGGACCCGGGGUCUACACUGCCCUUUGGCAGCUGGCACUGGCUCUCAUCUUUAAGAUCGUCAUCACCAUCUUCACCUUUGGCAUGAAGAUCCCCUCUGGGCUUUUCAUUCCCAGUAUGGCAGUGGGUGCCAUAGCUGGGCGCAUAGUGGGCAUUGCUGUGGAACAGAUGGCAUACCACCACCAUGACUGGAUUAUCUUUAAGAACUGGUGCCGACCGGGGGCAGACUGUGUCACCCCUGGUCUUUAUGCCAUGGUGGGAGCUGCUGCAUGUCUGGGUGGGGUGACGCGGAUGACUGUGUCUCUGGUGGUCAUUAUGUUUGAACUGACUGGUGGACUGGAGUACAUUGUGCCUUUGAUGGCUGCGGCGGUCACCAGUAAGUGGGUGGCAGAUGCGUUUGGGAAAGAGGGAAUCUACGAGGCUCAUAUUCGGCUGAAUGGCUACCCCUACCUGGACCAGGACGAGUUUACUCAUCGCACGCUGGCCACAGACGUGAUGCGUCCCCGUCGGAGUGAACCCCCGCUUGCUGUGCUCACCCAGGAUAGCACGACAGUGGAGGAUGUGGAAACGCUCAUUAAAGAAACCGAUUACAACGGUUUCCCUGUGGUGGUGUCACGCGAGUCCGAGCGCCUCAUUGGCUUUGUGCAGCGCAGAGACCUGAUCCUGGCCAUAAAAAAUGCUCGUCAGAAGCAGGACGGAGUGGUCAGUAACUCGAUAGUGUACUUCACUGAGGACGCCCCUCAGCAGCCUCCCAGUAACCCCCAGCCGCUGAAGCUCAGACGCAUCCUGAACCUCAGCCCCUUCACUGUCACCGACCACACUCCCAUGGAGACGGUGGUGGACAUCUUCCGCAAGCUGGGUCUAAGGCAGUGCCUGGUCACCCGCAGCGGACGGCUUUUGGGCAUUAUCACAAAGAAGGAUGUUCUUCGACACAUGGCCCAAAUGAUGAACCAGGAUCCAGAGUCUAUCAUGUUCAAUUAAAUCCCAAUACUACACUAACCUUCUUAAAAGCCAAUGCCUUUAAGGACAUCCAUCCAGAGACUGAUGAUGUACAUAGUGCACUGCUACUGUUGUUUGUGAAGUAUUCACUCCUAUGAUAUCGUAACACUUAUGUCCCCAUGUAUGUGUUUGGAGGCAGAAGAAGGGAUGAUGUCAAAGAUGGGCCAAGUAUCGGUGUCCUUGUAACUACUGUUAAUUUUACUGCUGCUGCCACGUUUAUUUUUACUAACAUGAACUUAUAGAUUGCAUAAAUUAGUUACUAUAUCCUCUCUCUCUCUCUGAAGCCUCGAUAAACCUCAGAGAAACAGAGCUGUGACAAACGAAAGGGAAGCUGUCGUGUAAACCAAUUUAUGUGCUGUUUUAUGUUCUUUAAGCCAAUGUGUUUGGAAUAGUUUUUGUUAAUC